This is a messenger RNA of Drosophila subobscura, 987 nucleotides long. Its product is annotated as omega-amidase NIT2. Bases 74 to 925 code for a protein of 283 amino acids. The record is from RefSeq and is a predicted model, not a curated record. Gene Ontology annotation, biological process: oxaloacetate metabolic process; L-glutamine metabolic process. NCBI's taxonomy places the organism in Eukaryota, Metazoa, Arthropoda, Insecta, Diptera, Drosophilidae. The transcript is spliced from 2 exons. Gene Ontology annotation, cellular component: mitochondrion. Gene Ontology annotation, molecular function: omega-amidase activity.
AUUGUUUAUUUUGUUGUGGUGUAAAAAUUGUUAUCAAACCGCAACAGAGAUAACAAAUUUUAUAGAGGCCAAUAUGAGCAAAGUAAGCAACAUCAUGCGUCUGGCGCUGUUGCAGCUGAAGGGCUCCAAGGACAAAACGGUCAACGUCCAAAAUGCUGUAAGCAAAAUAGAAGCGGUCGUCAAGGAGCACCAGCCCCGCCUGAUCACGCUGCCCGAGUGCUUCAACGCUCCGUAUGGCACCAAAUACUUCCGCGAGUACUCCGAAACCAUACCGGAUGGCUACACCUCGCAGCAGCUCUCGAAUCUCGCCAAGAAACAUCAGGUGUACAUUGUGGGUGGCACCAUACCGGAGCUGGGAGAGAACGAUGCCAUCUACAAUACGUGCACGGUGUGGUCGCCCAGCGGUGAUCUGAUAGCCAAGCAUCGGAAGAUGCAUCUCUUCGACAUCGAUGUGAAGGGCGGCAUUCGGUUCAAGGAGUCCGAGACACUCUCGGCGGGCAAUGACUUCACCACCAUCGAUGUGGAUGGCCACAAGAUUGGCAUUGGCAUCUGCUAUGACAUUCGCUUCGAGGAGAUGGCGCGUCUCUAUCGGAACGAGGGCUGUGAGAUGAUCAUCUAUCCGGCCGCCUUCAAUAUGACCACUGGACCCCUGCACUGGGAGCUGCUUCAGCGUUCCCGAGCCAACGACAAUCAACUCUUUGUGGUAACCACAUCCCCGGCUAGAGAUUCGAGUGCUGAAUACGUAGCCUAUGGCCAUUCGAUGAUUGUUGACCCUUGGGCCAAGAUCCAGAAGAGUGCCGGCGAAGGGGAGGAGACUGUGGUGGCCGAUAUUGACUUCUCGCUGGUGGAGCAAGUGCGUCAGCAGAUUCCCGUGUUCAGCCAACGUCGCCUGGAUCUGUACGCCACCGCAAGGCAUGGCCAAUAAUGCAUUUAAUAUUUGUUGAUUGUUAUUGUUUAUAAAAUUGAAUAGAACUUAAUUAUUUUUCA